Contarinia nasturtii (swede midge) is the source of this 490-nucleotide messenger RNA. RefSeq names its product putative ankyrin repeat protein RF_0381. The annotation marks the transcript as partial. Gene Ontology annotation, molecular function: protein binding. The record is from RefSeq and is a predicted model, not a curated record. The transcript is spliced from 5 exons. Lineage: Eukaryota; Metazoa; Arthropoda; Insecta; Diptera; Cecidomyiidae.
AUGUCAAUGUUUUCAAUCAUUUUCUCAGCUAAUGACAACGCCACUGAUGGCAGUAAAUAUAUUUACAAGGCCAUUAAAUCAGGCAAAGUCGAUAUAGUCACAUUUCUAAUCGAUAAUGGUGCAAAUGUGAAUGAAUUCAAUGAAAAAAUUUCCAUAUUAACACCACUUCAAUUGGCUGUUGCUGAAGGCCAAACUGAGAUAUUUAAAAUUCUCAUUGAAUAUGGAGCUGAUGCGAACUAUGUAAACAAGAAACGAAUGACUCUACUUCAUAUAGCAGCAAUGUUCGAUAAUUUGGAAAUAUGCGAAAUCCUAGUCGCAAAUGGAACAAACGUGAAUGCUAAAGACGUGAAUGCUGAACAGUUGACAGCACUCCAUUACGCCACUGUCUAUGGCUCAAAUGACACGGUUGAAUAUUUAAUUGCACACGGAGCAAAUGUAACUGCCGAAACUUCUGAUAGAAAUACACCCUUACACAUGGUUGCCAUGAAUG